Trypanosoma brucei brucei TREU927 is the source of this 1029-nucleotide messenger RNA. RefSeq names its product eukaryotic translation initiation factor 3 subunit, putative. The record is from RefSeq and is a predicted model, not a curated record. Lineage: Eukaryota; Euglenozoa; Kinetoplastea; Trypanosomatida; Trypanosomatidae. Gene Ontology annotation, cellular component: eukaryotic translation initiation factor 3 complex, eIF3m; cytoplasm. Gene Ontology annotation, molecular function: translation initiation factor activity; RNA binding; protein binding. Bases 1 to 1029 code for a protein of 342 amino acids. The transcript has a single exon. Gene Ontology annotation, biological process: cytoplasmic translational initiation.
AUGAACAUUCAAGGCAUGGCUCUGCACGGGCACAUGAAGCCCGUAACAAUGAUUAAAUUCAACCGAGAGGGGGAUCUGCUGUUUUCAACGGCAAAAGAGCCAAAUGUGAGUGUUUGGUAUACAAAGACUGGGGAGCGAUUAGGCACAUACGAUGGACACAGCGCUAUCUCGGCAUGCGAUGUGAACAACUAUUCUACCCUCCUUGUAACUGGUGGAAUGGACUUCAAGGCAAAGUUGUGGUGCGUUGAAACCGGUGAGGAACUCGCAAACAUUAUGCUUCGGACUCCAGCCCGUGCGGUUGGUUUUUCCCACGACGACAAUCUGUUGAUGGUAAGUACUUCGCGGAAAAUGGGCCAGAAGUCCGCAGUGCAGUUGUAUAAUUUGCCUUUCUUACCUCCCAAGGAUGGCUACAGUAUACACCCGGUGAACACGGUGUUUAAUCCGUGCACAGAGUUUGUGUCUGAAAACGAUGACGUUACUUUUGCCAUCUGGGGUCCCACAAAUGACACGAUUUAUUACUCGACGAGCGACGGCUCAGUUGCCAUCCUGGACGUGGAGACAAUGAGCACUGUUUGCACACACAAACCACAUGAGGAGACGAUCAACCGCAUAUCCUUCGAUUCUAACUAUUACACUCUCAUCACCGCUUCGAAGGACAAGACGGCUCGCCUGCUAGAUUCACGUGAUCUGUCCGUUGUCCAGACCUAUACCAGUGAUGUACCGGUGAACGAUGCUUCAAUUUCGCCACGCGGCGAUCAUGUUAUCAUAGGUGGUGGCAUGGAUGCGCAGGAUGUGACAACACAGGGUGGGCAGACAACAUUCGAGGUGAAGUUUUACCAUAAGGUGCAUGAGAAGCAACUUGGACAGGUGCGGUGCCACUUCGGUACGAUCAACUCCGUCUGUUUUUUCCCCGACGGUCGUGGGUUCGCUAGCGGAGCGUUUGAUGGCCUUGUGAAACUGCACCGCUUUGACGACAAGUACAGCUCAACACCCGGUGCAAUUCCCCUCUGGACACCCGAAGGCAUAUAA